AUGGCUCCUGGCGAAAAUCUUCCAGACUUUCUCACCAACACUAAACUCGAUGCCUCUUUUGACAAAGACAUCCGAGACACUCACCUGAUCUAUGAUUACGAUGCCCAGGACAGUGAAGGCAAUCCCGAGAAAUGGCGAUAUGAAUUAUGGUGUUUCUCCGAUGAUCGCGUCGUCUAUGCGAUUCACGGCGGUCCCAUGGCGGGCCGCAUCAACUACCAACGAGCAACAUACCAAUGUAUACGUCCCGGCGAACUAUGGCAAAUCAAUUGGCUCGAAGAGACGGGAUCAAUUGUGUCCGCAGUUUACGAUAUCCCAAACAAGAAGAUGACGACCCUGAUCGCGUUCUCUGAGGGGCACUGGAAGAGGGCGAAAGAAGCGCUGGGCGAUAAGAGGAAGAAAGAGGAUUUGGGGCGAUGGAGGAAGCUGGCGGAAGUGGGCACGCAGACCAGUCGGUUCAUGCUGUCCGAGCAGGCCCACGUUAUCGAGGUCUUCAAAGGGAAGGGAAGUCUGGUCCCCAUUGAUGAGAGCGACCCGACGUUUUGA
Messenger RNA from Plenodomus lingam JN3, 543 nucleotides. RefSeq lists its product as uncharacterized. The record is from RefSeq and is a predicted model, not a curated record. Lineage: Eukaryota; Fungi; Ascomycota; Dothideomycetes; Pleosporales; Leptosphaeriaceae. Gene Ontology annotation, molecular function: carboxy-lyase activity.